GCAUGUCAUUACAACAACCGGCAACUUGACGCUGUGGUUUACAUCCGGGUCGCUGACGUCGGUGUCCUAUUGGUUGGUGUAACGGAAUGGACAACAUGUUACAAUUCAUGAAACUAGUCGGACAGCUAAAACGUGUACCACGAACAGGAUGGGUGUACAGAAAUAUCAAACAGCCUGAGAGUGUGUCUGAUCAUAUGUACAGAAUGUCUAUGAUGGCCUUAACCAUACAGGACAUAACAGUCAAUAAAGAAAGAUGCAUGAAGCUGGCUUUAGUUCAUGACUUGGCUGAGUGUAUUGUGGGAGAUAUUGCUCCAGCAGACAAUGUUAGCAAAGCAGAGAAGCACAGAAGGGAAAAGGAAGCGAUGGUGCACAUCACAGGUCUGUUAGAUGAUGGCUUACAGAAAGAGAUUUACAACUUGUGGGAGGAGUAUGAGACUCAGUCCAGUCCAGAAGCCAAACUGGUGAAGGAGUUGGACCAGCUGGAGAUGAUAAUACAAGCUCAUGAGUAUGAGGAGUUAGAGGGGAAACCUGGAAGACUGCAGGAGUUCUUCACCUCCACUGAAGGCAGGUUCCAUCAUCCGGAGGUGUUGGGUCUGGUGAAGAGUUUGAAUGAGGAGAGAGCUCGACACAUCGCUGCCAAAGGAGAUGAUGCAGAGAAGACCACUGACACAAACCCUCACACCCUAGCGACACCAUGAUCUCAGUUCCUGUCAGGCUAUGAAGCUACCUCCACACAUCUGUACACAAGAGUGUUUAAUUUGUCAGGACUCAAUAUGUUUCCACGGUUGCAAUUUUGAUAAAAAUUCUGUUUUUUUUUAAACCAAAUGGAAAUGUGACCCUUUUUUUUAAUGUUCAGAAGUUGUUUUUCUUUCUAUUUGUAUUUUGAUCAGCAUUUACUGCCUUCCAGUAACUGAUGUCUCAAUAAAAAUAAUAUUUUAUACCAACUGAAACUUGAUUUUACUUU
This is a messenger RNA of Onychostoma macrolepis, 964 nucleotides long. It is a transcript of the gene hddc2, whose product is annotated as HD domain containing 2. Gene Ontology annotation, cellular component: cytoplasm. Gene Ontology annotation, molecular function: 5'-deoxynucleotidase activity. The transcript has 6 exons. NCBI's taxonomy places the organism in Eukaryota, Metazoa, Chordata, Actinopteri, Cypriniformes, Cyprinidae. Bases 87 to 698 code for a protein of 203 amino acids. The record is from RefSeq and is a predicted model, not a curated record.